Molecule: messenger RNA, 793 nt
Organism: Cyclopterus lumpus (lumpfish)
Lineage: Eukaryota; Metazoa; Chordata; Actinopteri; Perciformes; Cyclopteridae
Gene: tm4sf5
Product: transmembrane 4 L six family member 5
Exons: 5
Coding region: 1-609 (202 amino acids)
Cellular component (GO): membrane
Source: RefSeq, a predicted model, not a curated record
AUGUGUUGUACGGGGAAGUGUGCCCGCCUGGUGGGUCUGAUCCUGCUGCCUACAGCGUUCAUCUGCAUGAUCGCCAACCUGCUGCUGUUCUUCCCCAACGGGGAGAGUCUGGAUAAUGAUCAGAUCUCCCUGCAGGUCUGGCUCAUGGGGGGGCUCAUCGGAGGAGGCCUCUUUAUGCUGUGCCCGAGCUGCUCGGCUAUCAGGGCCGGGGGCAAGGGUUGCUGCGGAACAGGUUGCUGUGGCAACCGCUGCCGGAUGCUGAACUCUGUGUUCUCCUCUGCGUUCGGCCUGGUCGGAGCGAUCUACUGCACCAGUGUGGCCUCUGCUGGUCUGGCUAUCGGACCCAAGUGUCGGGUGGCCGGUGGCAAAUGGGAAUACCCCUUUGAGAACCUCGGCGUUGGCAAUACCAGCUACCUUGUAAACCAGACCCUGUGGACACUCUGUGUGUAUCCUGACAACGCGGUGAUGUGGCACGUCGUUCUGUUCUCCAUACUGCUCGCCGUGGGGGUGGUGCAGCUGGUGCUCUGCGGCCUCCAGGUCGUCAACGGCUGCUUGGGAUGCAUCUGCGGGGACUGUCGCAAAAGCAAAGAUGAUGACAGUGGAUUGUGAAAGUGAAGAAGACGCGGCCUGGUUGUGACCCACCGUCACAACAGCCACAAUACUUUGAGAUGAAACAAGUAUUUCCUUUUUUGUGUGACUCUUUUGUCUAACAUCAAGUCUUAUGGCUAUUUUAAUUAUGUCAACGCCCUCACUCCAUUUUGUUUCAAUUGUAUUCCAGCUGGUGGUUUACGUG